Andrographis paniculata is the source of this 1088-nucleotide messenger RNA. RefSeq lists its product as uncharacterized. Lineage: Eukaryota; Viridiplantae; Streptophyta; Magnoliopsida; Lamiales; Acanthaceae. The coding region runs from base 44 to 886 and encodes 280 amino acids. The transcript has 2 exons. The record is from RefSeq and is a predicted model, not a curated record.
AAAAAAACUUGAAAUUUCUUUCUUUACUUCCAACGUUCAGUGAAUGGACGAACCGGAGGGAUCGCACCGCACGCGAUCGAAGGCGGCCCCCGACUGGACGGUGCCGGAAUCCCUAGUUCUGGUGAACGAGAUCAGCGCCGUCGAGGCCGAGUGGGGCGCCACUCUUCCUUCCUUCCAGAAAUGGCAGCAGAUCGUCGAGAAUUGCAACUCCCUAGACGUCAAUCGGAGCUUGAAUCAGUGCAAGCGUCACUGGGAGGCGCUGCUCAGCAGCUACCGUCGGGCUAGGGAUGAUGCGACGGGAGAUUUUUUGUUCCCAGUCGAGCUGUUCGAGAGCGUUGACAGGUGUGUCAGAGGUAGCGCGAAGAACGCCGGCGGUGGUGCAGAGGAGCGCGAGGAGAUGGCGACGGUGGCGAUGGAUGAGAAGCAAGUAGUUACGGAGACCGACCUCGAUUCUGAACUUGAAACGCAGCGACAUGCGCCUAAAUUAUUCCUCGGAACUGGAUCUAGAAAGCGGAAGACUAGGAUGAAGCGCCAAAAGCGCAGCCUUGAAGCCCGGAUUCCAUGGGGAUACUUCACGAGCACAAAAAUAAAGCAUGAAGAACCGAAGAAUGCAGGAAAUAGAGAUACGAUUGUUGGAACUAUGGCGGAGGGCACUUCAGAGACCGAAGAUCUAAGUAUGGCUAAAAUUCUACAGGAGAAUGCUCUGCAGAUUCAUGCAAUAUUGGAAGGAAAACUAAGUAAUGACGACGACGCAGACCACAAGAAGAAUGGUGAAGCUGUAGGGACUGAAUUUGCGAGACGGCAAGGGGAUCAGCUCAUCGACUGCCUCGGUAAAAUUUCGGAGACUCUUAACCAGCUUUGUGAUCUGGUGCAGGAAUGCAACUGAUUUGAGUAUUUUAGUGAGCAUGGUGGAGAGGAUCAUUUCAUUUCUUGAUGUUGUUACAUUUUUUUGGUUAGAUUUUGUGUAGAAUUUAUGCAAUAGAUUUUAAAUCUAAUACUAAGUGUUUAUAUCUAACACACACAGUGUAGAUUGCUUAUCCCAAAAAUGAUCCUACUGUCAACGAAAUGUGGCCUUUUAAAAUCUUAUU